UGAGCCGAGUAAAUUAUAAAAAUUGCAAAUCAGAAUGUAAAAUUUUGUAUCAAGUUCAUCUUUAAUAUAUGUAGCUUUCAUCAAUAGUAGGUAAUGUAAUACUGCUUUAUUUAUGUUCUGUACUUUGACUUGCGUCCGAGAAAUUCGUCAAAAUAUUUAUAAGCGUUAGCUCUCAGUUCUCACGAAACGAUCAGUCUUAUAUCAGUGUAUCUGACGGUAUUAGUCGGCAUAGUUAUACGGUUAUACAUUUAAGAUAUAUUUUCACUGCAACACUAUAUAUAGAAUGUGUUGCAAUAUCGCAUCAUAAUAACCAACACACCGCAACCACAAGGCAAUGUUGACGUUUAUUGUUCGCGGGAUAUUUGUCUUCAGCGUGGUGAGCUGGUAUAGCGCCAUCGUUUGGCAGAUAAUCGACGGUUACUUCCAGGACCAGUUUCGCGCUUACUUGCAGGAGGAGUACCGCAAGCAUCCGCGGAUCAAAGCCGACGUCGAGAGCGCCGGGGCUGUCGAUAAGGGGCCGGUUCCGUGCGCGUUGCCAGCCGAGCCAGGUCUUGUGAGCCACGGCUGCACCGAUGCGGAGACCUACGGUUCCAACGCGGCGACGGCGGCGUGCCCGGCCGACAUCGCAGACGCCUGUCCUCCGCGUGCAGAAGUGCAGGUUCCGAGCGAGAAGCCGGAGGAAGCGGUGGCAGGUGGCACCAGCGAAUUCACGGCCGCCGUAGGCGCCGGUACCAUCGAUAAAAAUGCAUUCCCGGCGAACGCGGCCCGAUUGGCGCAGGAGGAAAGUAGGAAACCGAGCGACAACGACACGCGCGAUAAAGAACGGCGACCGGGUGCCAUCAAUCAGGACGGCGACCGCGAGGAGGACGCGAUCGAGGGGAGCAGCGUACGUCCGUCCGCCGCGUCGUCCCCGCGUCGCGCCGAGAAACCGCGACGUCGCCUCGACAAGAGGGGAUUAUCGCGUGCCUCGAAGGAGGUCUCGAGGGAGAUAUCGCGGGCAAAGCCGAGGAAUCGAAGAGUGAACACGCACGUCCGGACGGACGUCGAUUUCGCCGCCGCGAGGACCGGCGGCGACGGCGGCGGCGACGACGAUUUCUCGGAGUUCGAGGAAGAGGAGAGGGAUCGCAGGGUCCGCAGGGAAGGGAUCCCCGUGUCGGAGCUGCCAUUUAAGCCCAAGGCAGACAUCGGUGACUUAGACCGGGUCACUGCGGAAGAGUUUUGUCCCCUGACCUUGGAGGACGAGGCUUCCUGCGGGGAAACCGCCGCGUGGCCGUGACUGACGUGCACCGUCACGGUGAAAUUGGAAGUAUUAGAUCGCACGGAAAAAAGUUACGCGCGCAUUAACAGCGGGACAUCGAAGAAGGGCUUAGGAACAUGCUGAGAAAGCAGAGGUAGUGAACUGCAACUGUUAUUAGAAUAAAUCUGUUCAAUUAGUUUCGCGGCUUUAUUAAGGACGAUGAUGAUAGAUGUGGUAUGAAGACGUUUUAGAUUCUUUCACGUUUUUUGUCGGUUGCAUUGCGAUUUAUUUAGUUCACAACUUGAGUAGGAUGAGAUAAGGCUAUGACUUGUAAUUGUAGUUUUAAUAUAAAACAAUGUAAUUACUACUUUUAAUUAGAUAGGAUUAAAUCUUUCUCGAUUAAAUAUUACUAAUAUUUUUAUGUUAAGAUUUUAUUUUUCUAAGUCUAUAUAAAAUAUACAUGUAUUUGGC
This is a messenger RNA of Wasmannia auropunctata (little fire ant), 1708 nucleotides long. RefSeq lists its product as uncharacterized. The record is from RefSeq and is a predicted model, not a curated record. Lineage: Eukaryota; Metazoa; Arthropoda; Insecta; Hymenoptera; Formicidae. The transcript has a single exon. Bases 335 to 1276 code for a protein of 313 amino acids.